Brenthis ino (lesser marbled fritillary) is the source of this 402-nucleotide messenger RNA. NCBI's taxonomy places the organism in Eukaryota, Metazoa, Arthropoda, Insecta, Lepidoptera, Nymphalidae. The record is from the annotation of a GenBank genome assembly.
AUGGGUAAGAUUAUGAAACCGGGAAAGGUGGUGCUGGUCCUCAGCGGCCGGUACGCAGGGCGUAAGGCUAUCGUAGUAAAAAACUACGAUGAGGGGACAUCAGACAAACCCUACGGCCACGCUUUCGUUGCCGGCAUCGACAGGUACCCCCGUAAAGUGCACAAGCGAAUGGGCAAAAACAAAAUUCACAAGCGCUCCAAAGUAAAGCCUUUCGUGAAGGUUGUCAACUACAAUCACCUUAUGCCAACCCGCUACUCAGUUGACUUCAGCUUUGAGAAAUUCAGUGCAAAGGACCUUAAAGAUCCCGCUAAGCGUAAGAAGCUUCGUUUCAAUACUAGAGUACGUUUUGAAGAAAGAUACAAGAGCGGAAAGAACAAGUGGUUCUUCCAGAAGCUUAGGUUC